CUAGCGCAAAACUCCAAUAUGGUUUCAAUCUCAUUGCGACAACAGCUACACCAUAAUUAACUGUUAGCCGACAUAAUUCAAAAUGCCGAAGAAACAAAUGAAGAAGCAGGAUGCCUCGUCGGCUGCUGCUGCGGGCGAUUCACGAUUCGCCAAUUUCGAGUCCGAUCCACGCUUUCUCCUUCCAUCUAAAAAUCGCACCAAAACCACAAUCGACAAACGUUUCUCUCGCAUGCUCAAAGAUGAUGAUUUCAUCGCCAGUGCUAAAGUCGACAAGUACGGUCGGAAGUUAAAAUCAGAUAACAAGAAGAAGGCCCUGCAAAAUAUUUACAAAGCAGAAGACGAGGACGAAGAUGAAGACGACGAAGACGCCAAAGUAGACAAAGAUCAUAUCGUCGAACGGGAGCUUCGAAAAGCCAAUACCAAAUAUGAUCCGGCUCGUGGUGGUGGAUUUUCCUCUUCUGAGUCAGAAGAAGACUCUAAUCUCGAGGACGAGGAAGACGAAGAUGACAAGGAAGCCGAGGUAAAUACAUCUUCGAGCAUGCAAAGACUUCGCGAUGCUCAAGCAGAUGUGGAAACGGGCGAGGUUACGAAGCGCAUAGCUAUUGUCAACCUCGAUUGGGACUACAUCAAAUCGGCAGACUUGAUGGCACUUUUCACCAGUUUCGUACCUAAGGGCGGACGCAUCGAGCGAGUCUCUAUAUACCCAAGCGAAUUUGGCAAGUCACGAAUGCAACAGGAAGAACUGGAAGGGCCCCCCAAAGAAAUCUUCAAGAAAACUUCGGAUUCGCAGGAUGAUGAAUCUGAUCCCGAUUCUGAAGAUGAUGACGAGGACAAGGACGAUGAUGACGAUGACGAUGAGAAAAUCAAAAACGAAAUCCUACAAGAGGGGAAUGAUCAAGAUUUUGACAGCGAUGCGCUUCGAGCUUAUCAGCUGGACAGAUUAAGGUAUUAUUAUGCUGUCAUGGUAUGCUCUGAUACAGCCACAUCAGAAAAGAUCUACCAGGCCACCGAUGGCACAGAAUACCAAUCCUCUUCGAAUUUCAUGGACCUACGAUUCAUACCCGAUGAUGUUACUUUUGACGACGAGCCGAGAGAUGAGUGUGAUUCUAUAUCAUCAGAUUACAAGCCAACCGAAUUCACCACCGACGCUCUACAACACUCCAAGGUCAAACUCACGUGGGACAUUCAUCCUGAAGAAACAUCUAGACAGGAAGAUAUAAAACGAGCCUUUAGUGGUAGCCGCGCAGAAUUAGAAGAGAAUGACCUGCGAGCAUAUCUAGCAAGUGACAGCGACGGCAACGACGACGAAGUCCAAGAGGAAGAAGAAGAGGAAGUUGCCGGAGUAGCAGAUGACCAGCCGAAAUUGACGAAGAAGGAAUUGAAAGCUAAAAAGCUCCGUGAGGCUCUUGGUUUGGGUUCCGAACCAGCAGCUCGACCCUCAAAAUCUAGACCGGUUGGAGAUAUGCAAAUCACUUUCUCGGCCGCAUUGAUGGAUGAUGGCAAGAAGAAGAAGGAGCCAGAGGCUGAAGAGACUACGUUAGAAAAGUAUAAGCGAAAGGAACGAGAGAGAAAAGCUCAGAGGAAGGAGAAGGCGCUGGCCAAACGCGGUGAACCCACUGAGGAAGUGGAUGACCGCGGGUCCGCGGAGUCUGGAAACGAUGAUCUUGGAUUCGACGACCCUUUCUUUACUACCGAUGAACCUGUGAAGAAAUCUAAGCAUUCGGAAAAGAAGGAGGAGCGGCGCAAGCGGCGAGAGGCCAAGGAGGCCAAAGAAGUUGAGGAUGCGGCACAAAAAGCCCAACUACAGAAACUUAUGGCAGAUGACUCCAAGGAAGCUGUUGAGCAUCUUGAUCACUUCGAUAUGAAUGAGAUCACUCGCGCAGAAAAGCUGAAAUCCAAGAUGCAUAAGAAGAAAAAGGGGAAGAAGGAAUUGGCCGACCACGGUGGCCUGCAGCAAGACUUCGAGAUGGAUGUUGAGGAUAAUCGUUUCAAGGCCGUAUUCGAGAGUCAUGAGUUCGCUAUUGACCCCUCGAAUCCGAGGUUUAAAGCUACCCCGGGAAUGAAGCAGCUGAUGGAAGAGAGGCGGAAAAAGAGGAAAAACGAACCUGGUGAACCUGAUGGCCAGGAACGACAAAGUAGUAGCAAGUCUAAGAAGCAGAGGAGAUAGGAUUGUAUUACACUGGAUACCAUAAUGUAGACUCGUCUGUUGGGGUCCUUCACCACCGGUUAAUAAUAAAACUUGAACUGCACUCGGAAGGUAUCCGAUAAUGGCAUGUCUGUGAAAGACUAAACGAACUAAACUAGAUCUUAAGUCUGGCAAGGGACAAUAGGAGCAACUAAUAGCGGCCGAGUACCUAGU
Hypoxylon fragiforme is the source of this 2359-nucleotide messenger RNA. RefSeq lists its product as uncharacterized. Gene Ontology annotation, cellular component: nucleus. The coding region runs from base 83 to 2167 and encodes 694 amino acids. NCBI's taxonomy places the organism in Eukaryota, Fungi, Ascomycota, Sordariomycetes, Xylariales, Hypoxylaceae. The record is from RefSeq and is a predicted model, not a curated record. The transcript has a single exon. Gene Ontology annotation, biological process: rRNA processing. Gene Ontology annotation, molecular function: RNA binding.